Molecule: messenger RNA, 1249 nt
Organism: Exophiala oligosperma
Lineage: Eukaryota; Fungi; Ascomycota; Eurotiomycetes; Chaetothyriales; Herpotrichiellaceae
Exons: 3
Coding region: 156-1001 (281 amino acids)
Cellular component (GO): proteasome core complex
Molecular function (GO): threonine-type endopeptidase activity
Source: RefSeq, a predicted model, not a curated record
GUCCAACAUCUUCGAUCACGCAUUCUCGCCCACAAUACAUCUUCAAAACUCCUGCAUCCCUUCUCAUAAAUCUUUUGACGAGCCUGUAAUAAUCACAACCCUCCAAUACCCUCGCGGACUAGAGAAAACGCAGGCUUUGUGCCCUCGCCGCAAAGAUGCCCGGCUUCGAUUUCAGCAAUUACAAUCGCAAUGCUGCCCUCCAUGCUCGAGGAGUUCCCCUCCCAAAAGCGACCAGCACAGGCACAACCAUCGUAGGAUGCAUCUAUGACAAUGGUGUUGUUAUUGCGGCAGACACAAGAGCCACCAGCGGACCCAUCGUCGCCGACAAGAACUGUGAGAAGCUGCAUUAUAUCUCUCCCAACAUCUGGUGCGCUGGCGCGGGUACCGCCGCGGAUACAGAAUUCACGACCGCCCUCAUCUCUUCCAACCUCGAGCUACACUCUCUAUCCACGGGUCGAAUGCCUCGAGUAGUGACUGUGAUGACGCUGCUUAAACAACACUUAUUCAGAUACCAAGGUCAUAUCGGUGCAUAUCUCGUGGUUGCAGGCGUCGAUCCAACAGGAGUAGGGUUGUUCACAGUUCAUGCCCAUGGAUCAACAGACAAGCUCCCCUACGUAACGAUGGGUUCUGGGUCAUUGGCAGCAAUGUCAGUGUUUGAAUCAACGUGGAAGAAGAAUCUCACCAAGGACGAGGCCGUCAAAAUAUGCUCUGAGGCGAUUAUGGCUGGUAUCUUCAACGACCUAGGAUCAGGAAGUAACGUGGACGUUUGUGUCAUCGAGAAAGACAAGCCAACGCAGCUGCUGAGAAACUACAUUAAACCUAAUGAGAGGGUCAAGAAAGAGCGCAACUACAGAUUCGCCAAGGGCACAACCGCAGUAUUGAACGAAAAGGUCAUCACCAAAGAGGAGAUUGGGCGGUAUGUGACGGUGCAUGAGAUUGGCAGUGGCAGUGAUUCUGACAGUAUGGUUGUGGUGGAGAAGAUGGACGUGGAUGAAGCGUAGCGGCAAGCAAACUGAAGAAUCUUGAAAGAUUCCUCUUCGUCAUUGUAAUAUCAAAAUGGCGCGCGGGCGUCGAAAGGGAUAUUGAUGCUUCUCGAGCCAGGAUUAGGUUCAGUGUAUCAGCCAUUGCUAUGGCAGCAUAUUGCGCUUUUAGACUUGGGCGCUUCGAGACGUGAAGAAUGCACCGUUUGAUGGAUGCGGCCUUCAUUGUCGGCCUUGCCUCUGGACAAUCAAAUUAUGGCGUUCAGGAC